Molecule: messenger RNA, 2723 nt
Organism: Closterium sp. NIES-67
Lineage: Eukaryota; Viridiplantae; Streptophyta; Zygnematophyceae; Desmidiales; Closteriaceae
Source: the annotation of a GenBank genome assembly
GCCCAAGUACCUCGCCCGUUGCCUCGCUUCCCACUCCCCGCUCCUCGCAGCAGCUGCGAGAGCGCUGCCCCGCUUUCCCACUCUUCCGCAUUCCCUGUUUUCCACCCCGCCCACUGCAUCUGCCUGCAUUCGCCUCCCCGAUUUCCCACACUCAAGCUGCCACUGCUUUUCCGCUUUCCGCCCAAUCCGCUAGCCCGCGUUCCCGCGGUCCCGCUUUCCGCUUUCCCGCGUCCCCGCUUCCCCCCAGCACCCAUUUUCCCCUCCCUUUCCCAUCCUCGUCGGCCAUCCCAUGUCUUCCCGUCGCCAAUCCCUCCCUUCCUAUCCCCACGCCCUUCCCUUUGCGUAGCUCAUUGGUCCAUUCCCUCACUCAAGCUCUUGCCUUGUCCUCCCGCUCCUCCCCCUGUUAUCCCUCCCAACAUUCCCACCAUAUCCCUAUAUCCCCUGUUUUCCUCACACUGCCCUUCUCUCUCUCCCGCGUUCCGCCCAUCUCUCUCUCCGCCGCAGCCCACCUCACUCUCCCCCGCUCUGCGCACCUCUCUUCCCCUCCCACUGGCUACCUCUCUCACGCCUACUCCACGUCAUAAUUCCUCCAACUCCCUUCCCUCGUUACCCUUGCUCUGCCCACCUCUAUCCCCCCAGCUCUUCCGAAGGUGGGCUCUGGCGGGGGGGAAGCCCUGGUCGCGAUCUAGGAACUCCCUCCCUUCCCUUCCCAUCCCUCCUUUCUCACACUCUCAUCUGCCCAUCUCACACUCCCCGUAUUCCCUCAUUCAUCUCACUACCUAUUUCUGCCCCCCCCCCCGCCUCUCUCUGAAGCGGUCCUUGUAUUCAUGCCCAAACCUGAGUACAGGGCUCGGCACUUCAGGGGUUUGACAAACCAUGCAUCCUAACCCUCCUCUGCCCCGCUAGCCUAAGCCUGCUCCCAUUCUCACCUCCUACUUCCAUCCUGUAGGUUGCAAGGUGCGUGGAAAAGGAGGUGAAUAAGGCCUAGGCUAGAGGCCCCUGGCUGAUCCUAGCUAGACUGUUAGGGGUUUCCUAGGUUGUGCUGCAUUCACUGCUGGCAGCCCAACGCUUACCGGCCUCCUGAAGAUCCCCCCCCUGCAAGGGAGGGUUCUGCUUCUGUUCGUGUGCUCAUCAUUCCAAGCUUUCUCACCAAGCUCGCUCGUCUAUUUUGUUCCAAGCUUCAUCAGCAAGCUUGGUUGUCUAGUAGUUGGUUUGUUGUACCUCUCGACUCGGUCAUCUCGCCUUUUCAGAACUCCUCGGCGAAUUCUCCUCAUAAUGGUUGAUCUCGCGGGUCGUUUCCAGAUUAGUGACCUCGGCGCGGCUGGGCCGAGCUUGAGUCUCGGGCCACCUGGCUGGCUCGAUCAAUCCCAGCCCGAUUCGGAACUUGGAAUGCGUAAGCCACGAGAAAUGACGUCGCCGUCGAAAUCUCGAGCUCCGGAUACAACAUCGUCGGAAGAUGCUCGACUUCUUAGUCCGAUGAUCAAGAGCCCGGACUCAUCAAGACCUGCUCGGAAAAGGUCGCGGGAUGAUCUGGAGGAAGCGGGGUUCAGCAAGGCGCAACGGGAAAAAAUGCGUCGCGACCGGCUGAAUGACAGGUUUCUCGAGCUGGGCCGCGAGCUGGACCCUACGACGACGCCGCGGACCGACAAGGGGAUCAUCCUGAACAACGCCGUUAGAGUGCUCACGGGCCUCAAGGCGGAGGCUGCAGCUCUCAAGCAAGGCACGUGGCAGCUCCAGGAGCAGAUCAAGGAACUUAAGGCUGAGAAGUCCGAGCUUCGGGACGAGAAGGCUCGCCUCAAGGCGCAGCGGGAGUGCCUUCAACUACAACUUCAAGCCUUGCCUCUCCCCACGCCAGAUCGCUUUUCAUCGCCAGCUGCAGCAGCGGCAGCAGCCGCUGCAGCCCUUGCUGCUCUACAAGCUGCAGCAUCUGGGCCCAUAUCCAGCCAUUUUACUGUAAAGCCUCAGGCGUCCGUACCUGCGGAUGCUGCACAUGCGCCUGGUUCUGUCUGGCAGUGGCUUCAGUCAGCCUCUGGGGAUGUUGCGAGAGACCAGGUUCUUCGGGCUCCCGUAGCAUGACCUUUCCAAUGACUGCACUGGCGCUUCAAGAAAAAAUCCUUCGGGUUUUUGGGGUUUUUGUGGGGAUGCGAGAGUGGCAUCGCCUUUUCUUGCUGUAUAGUGGUUCUUUGGGGGUUUCGGGUAUAGUAUUUGCAUGUCUAGUGCUUUCAUAUCCCUUAUAAGGUAUGAGGGUGCCUUUGCAGGCUCACAACCAGAUGCUGGUUGAGCUUGUUUCUUCCCUUUUGCCCAGCAGAAGUUGGGAGGGUGGUUUCGCGAUUUGAGUAUGAAUGUUAAUAGUAUUUCGUACAAUCAAAUUGCGAAAGUCCAGCCAGAGUCUCCGUGUGUUGGCGCACGUGAUGAACCCGAUUCUCAACCAGGCUUUUGCACGUGGACUUGCUCUCGACCAUUCAAGUUGGCGAUAAGGUCAUAGAUAUUGUCCAAUGGAGGGACUUCACUUUCUGGACCUGUUUUCAAGGCACGGGGUGACGUCGACCGCGCGUCCGUCUGACACGCGUGUUCUUUGAUGUGAAUGCAGUACUACACCAAACGUGCGAUAUUUUCUAUUCCCCUAUUUUUCCUGGGGGUGACAGUGCGAGGGUAGUCACCUUCAAAAGCCUUAUUCUAAGAGGCGGACUAAGCGUCCUCUAAAAGAAAUCGCCUUGGGUUUC